AUGCGAGCUGAACACUUGUUUCGAUUUCCUGAAUGGGUUGCGAACGAAGUUGUCGACUUUUACAAUUCUAUGGGAAUAUCUCAUUUAUUUGAAUGGCAACACGAUUUUUUAUGUAAAGCGACAACAUCUUCUGAAAAUUUGGUGUUCUCAGCUCCUACUAGUGGAGGGAAAAGUUUAGUUGCUGAGCUUUUAGCAUUACAAUUAUGCCUAACAGGAAAGAAGGUUGUAUUUGUUUUUCCUUAUAUUUCAAUUGCCCGAGAAAAACUCUCACAACUCCAAAGAUGUUUUCGUCGUGUCGACAUUCAAGUUGCUGGAUAUAUCGGACCACAAGCAAUAAAUCCGUUAGAAAUGCGGAUAGCAAUAUGCACCAUUGAAAAGUCUGCAAGUUUGAUAAAUCGAGCGCUUUCCGAAGAAUGGAUACAAGAUAUAGGAAUGAUUAUUGUUGAUGAACUUCACAUGGUUUGUGAUUCAUCGCGGGGAUCGCAUUUAGAAAAUAUGCUUGCCAAAAUUCUUCUUUGGAACAAAAUGAAUGCUGAAAAGAAGGUUCGAAUAAUUGGAAUGAGCGCAACGAUUCCUCAAAUUGAUUUGAUUGGAAAUUGUCUUGUCGUACCAUGUUUUUUGAAAUCUAACCCAGUUUUGGUGAUGUGCUCAUCGAAAAAAGACGCGGAGAAGACGUCAAUCUCAAUUGCGAUGCUUCUUGAUAAAAUGCGGAAGGCUAGAAACGAAAUAUUAGGAGUUUUGGAAUUGCGAAUAGAAAGACUACGAUUUUUGAAAGGACUCAUGGAAAAAAUUGGAUGCAAAGAUCGCGCAAUGUUUUCCGCGUUGGCUUUGUCUGUUGCAUUCCAUCAUGCUGGUUUAACGCUUGAGGAGCGCGACUAUAUAGAACGCGGCUUUCGAGAGGGUACUAUAUUAGUAUUGGUGGCCACAAGUACACUAGCUUCAGGUGUCAAUCUUCCCGUAGAGCGUGUUAUUAUAAAGGCUCAAUUGCGAGGACCGUCACCUUUGAAUCAAAUGACCUACAAGCAAAUGGUCGGGCGUGCAGGAAGAAUGGGAUUUUCAGAAAAGGGUAAAUAG
This is a messenger RNA of Caenorhabditis bovis, 1074 nucleotides long. The record is from the annotation of a GenBank genome assembly. Lineage: Eukaryota; Metazoa; Nematoda; Chromadorea; Rhabditida; Rhabditidae.